AUGACCGGGCAGGACGUUAGUAAAAAUGAGCUUAUCUUUGUUCAAAUUUUUCUCGUCAUUGAGAUCGUUUUAGAAAUACAUUACAGCAGGUUGCCAAUAUUUAAAUACCCAUCCGACGCAAGUGAAUUACUACGUUUUGAACGCUUAAAUGCGUCAUGUUUAAUUGAACAUAAUAAUUUAAUGAUAGCACGUCGUUUGUCAACACAUUGGGUGUCCCAAAAUUCCGGCAUGUUAAAAAAUGCGUAUAACUCCAUUACUGAACAAGCUUAA
Molecule: messenger RNA, 270 nt
Organism: Didymodactylos carnosus
Lineage: Eukaryota; Metazoa; Rotifera; Eurotatoria; Philodinida; Philodinidae
Source: the annotation of a GenBank genome assembly